This is a messenger RNA of Oryza brachyantha (malo sina), 2211 nucleotides long. Its product is annotated as nijmegen breakage syndrome 1 protein. The coding region runs from base 130 to 1809 and encodes 559 amino acids. Gene Ontology annotation, biological process: double-strand break repair via homologous recombination; mitotic G2 DNA damage checkpoint signaling. The record is from RefSeq and is a predicted model, not a curated record. Gene Ontology annotation, molecular function: protein binding; damaged DNA binding. Lineage: Eukaryota; Viridiplantae; Streptophyta; Magnoliopsida; Poales; Poaceae. Gene Ontology annotation, cellular component: Mre11 complex. The transcript has 13 exons.
UCCACCCUACUCCGGUCGGCGCGCUGUCGCCGGCGCUUUCGCUCCGGCGAGCUGCGCGGCCGCGAGAGCAGAGCCAGGCGAGAGCGGGGGAGGGAGGCAUCGGGAGAGAAGGGGAAGAGUAGUGAGGAGAUGGUGUGGGCGCUGACCCCCGUCGACACGGUGCGCGGGGCGCAGAAGUGCUACAUCUUCGCCGCCGGGACGUACAAGGUCGGCCGCAAAGACUGCGAUGUCAUUGUUCAAACGGACACAUCGAUAUCGCGAGUCCAUGCGGAGAUUGCAGUUGAAAAGAUGGUUGCUUGGGAUCCACAUUCUGGUGCACCAGCUAGCCCUUCCUAUGUCCGUGUGAUUGACCGCUCAAAGUAUGGUACAUUUGUCAACAAGGUACAGGGAACACAGGGCAGUCGGCUUCAUAAAGAUGAAGAUGCAAUGCUUGCUGAUGGGGAGACUGUGACUUUUGGAACUGGUAACGCAACCUUCAGGUUGUCAUUUGUUCCCAUAGUAGUCUUUUUUCAUGGAAGAAAGUCAGGAAGGAUUAGUCCAUCUUUGCAGGCAGUAAUAACAUCUAUUGGUGCAUAUGCUACUCGGAAGUGGAGUGAUGAAUGUACACAUGUUCUCGUUGAUGACUCAUGCUCAUUGACACCUGAACUCCUAGAUGCAGUGUUGGCAAAAAAGCAUAUCGUCUUGGGAGACUGGUUUAAGGUGAUGGCUGAACGGAACAUACACACUGAAAUGCCUUCUUGUACACAAUAUAUUCCAAAGUUGACCCUUGAUGGGAUGGAGAUAAAGAUGGUGGAGAUCAAGCUCAUCGAGAACUGCCUAGCAGGAUAUACUUUUAUCUUGGGGCCAUCAGAAAAGUAUAAAUUUGGAGACAAACUACAUGCUUUGCUGGAAUAUACUGGAGCAAAGUAUCUCCGCACAGAUGAGUUUUGUGCAAACAGCCAGGACUCUGAAGCUGUUGAAAAUGAUAAAGAAAUUCUUCUUGUCCCUGCAAAAUCUCCUUUGGAAUUCAGUAAGAUGCGCCCGCUAUUUCCAUUGUCCAAGAUCACUGAUGUAAAGCUCUUUGCUGCUAUUUUGUCUGGCCGCUUGGAAGCAGCUUCUAUUGAGCCACCAGCCUACAUUGUUGCAUCCUCAAAUUCCACGGAUGAGACUAUUGUGAUGGACUCUGAUGUUGAAAUUGAUAGUGCAACUUCUGAUGCUAUUAUUACUGCUAGCAAGUCUCAACAUCACGUUGAGCAUAUUUCUGAUGAUAAAAAGGAAGUCACUGUAAUAUCUGAAGAGGAUGCUGUAAAUUUGAUGGAAACAAAUGCCAGCAUUGAUCUUCACAAUGACCUGGAGAAAGAUGUGAUUGCAAAACCUAUGGGGGAGGAUGCCAAGAUCAUAGAUAAAACAACAAUGCAUGGGGUCAAAGUUGAAGAUAAGGAUGUUUGUGUUAUAACCAAGGUGCCAAAGGAUGAAACUUUGGACAGCAGAGAUGAGACUUGUCAUGUUAUAUAUAGCCAUGAUCUGGUUGUGAAAAGCAUCCUUCAAUCAGCUCAUGUCGAGUCAAUAGAAACUGGUGGAGUUAACUUCAAACGCUUUAGAAAGAGGGGAACGGUGUCCGGAAAUAGCUUCAGGGACCUGAUCCCAUAUUCGCGAGAACCAUACAGAGAAUCUGAUUAUAACCGGGGAACAGUAACCGACUUCAUGCGAGAGGAGAAGAAGAGGAGACAGAUGGAGGCCAUUGCAGAGGACCUCUUCAACAAUGCCAAGCCGAAGAAGAAGACAGCUGCUGGUAGUUCAAUUCACACCAUACUCACCGGCCGCAGAUGAAGGCCAGGAAAAAAUCACUGGCACAUGUGCUCCUUCUAACCCAGAAGACGGGAGAAGUCAAUCGCAUGAUGCUUUUGGGUUCUUUCUGCCACCAAGCUAUGUAAAACGUUUUCUGGAGUGGAUGUCUGUAGGUUGACACUGCAUGUGUUAGAUGUAAAUGGUGUAUCAAAGGGCAGUUUUUUUCCUGCCCAAAUUUUGGAGUUAUCACAAGUUGGAUGAGCUUUGUGUACAAGCCCAGAAUCCGAGCAAUUCUCACACUGAUACACCAAUUAUCAGAGCCCUAUCAAUAUUGUUGCAUGUAUGUUCAACCUACAGGGUUAUUAUCUCUCCCCGUUGUCACACAUCCAGUAGAUUGGAGAGGACGAAUUCGUGGAAAUUUGCAGGGUUAUUGUCUCCCCAAUG